AUGGCGAGCGAGCAACUUAUCCAGGAGGAGCUUCAAAGCAGCGCGGCUGUCUCGGAGCCAAGUGCAUCGUCGCAAAUGGACGAUGACGAGAGCACCGGAACGCUCGACCGGGCCGCUCAGCUUGGCAUGACAAACGGCAUGAAGAGCGACGCCUCGGCUGGUGACGGCGAACGUUACACGGGAGAGGAAAGCGAGGAGUUGGAGGAGGAGGAGGACGCCGAAGGGGAAGAAGACGAUGAAUUCCACGACGACGCAGACGACUACGAGUCCGACGGCGCCGGCGAGGACGUCGAGGACGAGCUGGACGAGGACGACACAAUACUACCAACAGCAGCAGGACGACGACGCCUGCGUGUCAAAGACGAUGACGGCGAAGACGACGAAGAGGAGGGCGAUGAUGACGAUGCCGAAGGGGAAGACGACAGCGAACAAGGCCGCGACGAGGACGAGGCGUCGGACGACGACGCUGUUGGCGACGCUGAGGGCGUAGGUGCGGUUAAGAUUCGGCCUGGUGAAACAGAGGACGACGACGACGACGAAAGCGAAGCCAGCGCUGCUUCCGGGGAGUCCAGUGACGAAGAGUGGGAAGAGCAGGCACGGAACGCCAAUGACGACGAUGAGGAUGAAGAAGUGGAGGAGGAGGAAGAGGAGGAAGAGGUUGGAGACGAGGACGAAGGCGCAAGCCAAGUCGGUGCCGCCGCAGAACAUGUCUAUGACGACGAUGAAGAAGAUGAGGACGGGGCGGCGUUCAACUAUCACUUGGACUGCCUGUACUGCAGGCGAGGCUAUGGCAAACCCAGAAAGAGCGACCCGAAUCUCUGGACAUGUCCAACGUGUACAAACAGGGAAGCAGGAGACGCUGCUGUCGAGACGAUGGACGUUGAUGGAAACGGAACUCUCCAAACGACAAACGGAGCGGACGUCGCAAAUGGGACACCUCCAAAGACAGCAAUACAUGCGACACGCAAAGCCAACACGCCAAGGUCGUCGCCAGCAUUGCGUGGUUUAGGCGCAAAUACAGGCUUUGUCUCAGAGGACCAGACAGACGGUGCACCGCGCUCGUUGCGGAAACGGCGAACAUCGCCGGUCGAGAGUGUCGACAGCGGCAUGUCCCUGCGCAAGCGCCGGAAGAAUGUGACGGCAGAUUUGAGCAUUGACGGGUUUACCGAUAUCCACAAUUCGACAGUGCCGAACUCGGCCCGCUCCCUGCGGAUAAAGCCGCCUGCCGCGUCGCAAGUUUCAGUUGUGAAAAAGACACGAGGCAGUCUCAUUCUCAAGAUCAAAGUGGCACCUGCCGACCUGCGCAGGAUCACAGUGAAGAAGCGCAAAUACACAAAGCGCGGCACGGCGCCACCAAGGAUCAGCAAAAAAGAAAAGAAACGACUCGAACAGUUGGCCGCGGAAAACGGACUGUCGGUCGGCAGCGAUGCUCUUCCUGUGAUGCCGUCCACCACCGCAUACACGCAGCCGUUCUACUCCUUCUUUGACAAGGACACAGACGAACAAAAGGGCAAGCCGUACGGUGGCAUUCUCACCGAGGCCGAGGCGGACACGUCCAAAACGUUCCCCACUCCGGACGACCGGCGGCGGUUUGACGAUGCGAAGCAAAAGGCCGAGGAGGAGUGGCGGGCGCGGCUGCUUGUCAUGCAGGCCGAGGCCGAGGCAACCCAGCCACCCAAGAAAAAGAAGGCCGCAGGCCCUGCCAGCCAGAUUGAGUGCAUCGAGUUUGGCGGGUGGGAAAUCGACACGUGGUAUGCGGCACCGUAUCCCGAAGAGUACAGCCGCAACCGUGUACUCUACAUUUGCGAGUUCUGUCUCAAGUACAUGAACUCGGACUACGUGGCGUGGCGGCAUAAGCUCAAGUGCCCGGCCAAGCACCCCCCGGGCGACGAGAUCUACCGGCACGAGUCCAUCUCGUUCUUUGAGGUGGACGGGCGGAAGAACCCGGUGUACUGCCAGAACCUGUGUUUGCUGGCCAAGUUGUUCCUUGGGUCCAAGACUCUCUAUUACGACGUGGAGCCGUUUUUGUUCUACGUGCUCUGCGAGUACGACGAGUUUGGGUACCACUUUGUGGGGUACUUUUCCAAAGAGAAGCGCGCCAGCAGCCAAAACAAUGUCAGCUGUAUCCUGACGCUGCCCAUUCACCAGCGCAAGGGCUACGGCAACCUGCUCAUUGACUUUUCGUACCUGCUCACGCGGGUGGAGGAGAAGACGGGCUCGCCCGAGAAGCCGCUGUCCGACAUGGGCCUGGUCUCGUACCGGAACUACUGGCGCCUUGUCCUGUGCCGCUACCUGUUGGACGCGAUGACGGCCAGCAGGGGCGCCAAGCUCGGUCUGUCGAUCAAGCAGAUCUCGGACGACACAGGCAUGACGGCCGACGACGUGAUCUCGGCCCUCGAGGGCCUGCGGUGUCUCGUGCGCGACCCACAGACGGGUCUCUACGCGUUCCGGGUGGACGUGACCUACUGCCGCGAGUACGUGGCCAAAUGGGAGUCCAAAAAGUACGUGACGCUCAACCCGGCCGCGCUGACGUGGACGCCCUACGUAAUGGGUCGUGGUAAUGCCACAAACUUUGAGCUGGGGCCGGCACUCACGGCCAUUGCACCGCGCGAAGAGGACGAAGAGCCAAAAUCGGGCGAGCGGUUUGUGGCUCGCCUCGCCAACAGCGACAGCAUCUCGACACAAGGCGGCCUCACAAAUGGCGUUGCCGCAGACGCUGCGGCGACGACCGCAACUUCGGGGGACGGCAAGGCGCUGGCCUCGUCCGCCAUGGUCCUUGAGUCCACGGAGCCCAACGACAAGGACGGCAUUGUCUCCGAGACGAAAGACGAGGCGGACACAAAGACAAACGGCGACCACAGCGCGGCAUCGGCAGCCACUUCAAGCAAAACCCUUGGAGCCGAUGCCGAUGCCGAUGCCGAUGCCGAUGCCGAUGCCGAAGCCGACGCGGAUGCCGAUAUUGAACCCCCAGUCGCCAACAUUAUGAGCGACAUCAAGUCCGAAGACAAGGACGAUGACGACAGUGAGGGCGACGAAGCUGUCGGCAGUAAGAACCGUGCCACGACGGCGCUCAACGGCACGGCGACGGACGCGGCCCACGAAAUCCACGGUGCGGCGCCCGCGCCGUCCGUGGCGGGCACAGCCAAUGGCUCACAAAAGCAGGACGACAGCGGCAACGGCGGCGACUGGGCGGCAGCCUACAGCUCGGUCCCGACAACGCGGUUUGUCGUGUUCCCGCCGGUAUCGGCGCGCCGUUUGAACAGCUAUCCACGGGCACCGAUCGGUCGGCCACCAGGCGCCCGCACAGGCAGCGGCAACCGCGCACGGAGUCGCCACAACACCACGGGCCACGUCCGGCGGGCCGUGGUCAGCGCGUCGCGGCCCAAGGCACCGAGCUCGUCCAAGAAAAAGACGGGCGGCACAGGCCGCGGACCUGGCCGCUGGCCCAAGGGCACCAAAAAGAGCGACUACGGGAAUGCCGACAGUGGGCCGGGCCUGCCGCCGGCCUGGCUUGCGCGCAAGAUUGCAGCAGCAGAGUCGCAUAAGGCAGGCUCAGGCUCGGGCUCGAGCUCGGGCGAUGCAGUCAAUGGCGGCCCCAAACACGAGGGCGAGGCGCACGAUGCCACGGCCUCUGCCGCCGCCGACGAUGAACAUCCGCCGCCACCCUUCACGCCGAGCCGCCAACCCGCUGCCAGUGGCGACCAUCACGACGACGACGACGACGACGACGACGAGGCCGAUGCCGAAGGCGAAGACGACGACGAGCACACCGUGGCGGACACCGUGCAGGUGCACACGCCGACGCUGCCGACGCGGCUGGCGGACAAACGCGGCGGCGUGAACGGCGCCGUGUUGGCAUCCGGGACUCGAGGCCGGUCGUCACCGCGGCUGGGUAAAAUCAAGGCUGCCGCGUUGCACGACGGCGGUGAAGCUGAUACGGUGAUGGUGGAUGUUGGAGAGACAUAA
This is a messenger RNA of Sporothrix brasiliensis 5110, 3966 nucleotides long. RefSeq names its product histone acetyltransferase SAS3. The record is from RefSeq and is a predicted model, not a curated record. Lineage: Eukaryota; Fungi; Ascomycota; Sordariomycetes; Ophiostomatales; Ophiostomataceae. Gene Ontology annotation, biological process: regulation of DNA-templated transcription. Gene Ontology annotation, molecular function: histone acetyltransferase activity. Bases 1 to 3966 code for a protein of 1321 amino acids. The transcript has 2 exons.